CGAAACAAAAGCGCAUCAGCAAGAAAAACGUGAUGAACGUGAACAGAACCGUCUUGCUGUUGGGGUUUACAGUGUUCUUGGGACGCUGCUGUGCCAUGUUGGACACGUGGAACCAAAAUGUUAGUGCACUUGCAGUGAAUUAUUUUACAGCAAAGCAUGUGAAGUCAGUGACGGUGAUCAGUUGCUGGGAGGCAGAGGAACGGUAUGACUUCUUUUUGGCGGCAACGAAAAAAGGACUGCUGGUGAAGUUUGUGGAUGCAACGAACAUAGAAGCUUUAAUAGCAAUACAUCCUAAUCGAGUAUCUCAAGCAGGCCUACUGAUCGAUGCAUCGUGUGAGAUCGAACCGAUCUCGAAGCUGUGGCAGAUGGAUCAAAUACUGAACAAGCUUUUGUAUGGGAAUUUACACUGGUUGAUAGUAGAGAAAAAACUCCCGGUGAAACGAUCUAUCGACUCCGGACCCUAUUCCUCGGACCAACUGGAACUUCUGUACAAUCAACGAUUACGUGCGCUAGAUGUUAUGCCCUACACGAACGUCGUGCUGGCAUUCCUGAAUGUAUCCGAUAGCUGGGAAUUGUUCGAACUAUACAAAGCCUAUCGUAAAGCCCGUUUAUCGGUGGUGAACAUUGCAUCCAAUUACCUACCAGCGGUCGAUCGGUACGGGUCACAGCUGAUCGUUCGAAGAAAGCUUGUAGAUCGACGACGCAAUCUUCAGGGCUUUGCUAUGCCAUGCGGAACAGCGACAACUUCGCCGGAAUACUUCACCGGCAUGGAUGAUCGUAACGAUGUGCACGAUCUGUUUACCAAGGCAAACUUUCCGUUCAUCCGGGAGCUGAUGUACGAUCUCAACUUUACCCUCAACAUGGUGCAGCUGGACAAGGUGGGCUACAAGCAGAACGGGACGUUCAGUGGGGUGAUGGGCAAGUUCCAGAACCGCUCGAUCGAGCUCGGCUGCUUGGGCACCUUGAUGCGUACCGAGCGGCUCGAGGUGGCCGACUUCAUGAUCGUCACGCUGAUCAUCAAGAGCAGCAUCAUCUUUCGCCAGCCACCGCUCUCGAUAGUGGCGAACAUCUUCGAGCUACCGUUUAGUGUCGGUGUUUGGGCGUGCUGUUUCGCGUUGAUGGCGAUCUAUUGGAUGACGAUGAUCGCCAUCCGUCAGCUAACGAGCGGUGAACGGUUUGGCGCGAUCGAAUCGUUAGUGUACAUUAUCGGCACGAUGUGCCAGCGGGGGUGCGAUAUAGUGCCACAGUUUAACGGAACGCGGUUGUUAAUGUUUUCGCUACAACUGACCAGCUUCUUCAUACUAACGUCCUACUCGGCCAGCAUUGUGGCGCUGCUACAGAGCCCCAGCCGGGCAAUCGCGAGCGUGGGGGACUUGGUCCGGUCUCCACUGAAGGCGGGCGUUAUGGACACGAGCUACGGUCGGGUGUACUACCAGGAGACGCAAGACCCGGACGUGCAGGAGCUGUAUCGGAAGAAGAUCAAACCGCACGGUGAGAAGGCGUUCCUGGAACCGAACGAGGGCAUCGGACGCGUGAAACAGGAGAUGUAUGCCUACGAGGGAGAAUUGAACGCUGCCUACAAGGUGAUAAAGGAAACGUUCGCACCGGAGGAGGUGUGCAAAUUGCAGGAACUGGAAGCCAUCAAGCUCCCACCGUUCGGCAUACCGAUUGUGAAGGGCAGCAAGUACCGGGAGCUGAUCCGGCAACGCUUGAUGUGGCAGCGGGAGGUCGGCAUAAUCAAGCGGUUCAACCUGAUUUGGAUUCACCAGAAGCCGCAGUGUGAAAACCUGAACGCCGGCUUCAGCUCGGUCGGUGUGGUGGAAAUGCGCUACCUGUACCUCUUCCUUGCCGUAGGGUUUCUGGUCGCGCUCGCGACCCUGCUGGCGGAACGGUCCUGGUGGAGCGGGAUGGCAAAGAAAUUGAAAUCUCGUACCGCAAUAAUCAGACGCAAAAAUGAAGCUUAAAAAUUAAUCUUCUCCAAGCGAACGGUGGCGCCCGUUCGGGGUAAGGGUUAGGUGAAGGUAGUCGUUGGGAUCGAUAUUGAUAAGCGUGCAAUCGCUUCCGCAUUCAUUACGCCCGAGCUCUGUAGUACAUUGGACGUGGAGAUGGCAAUCAAGCUCGAUAUGUUGCGGGAGAUAUUCAUUUGAUGUUUAUGUUUUCGCUUCCGAGUUGUACGAUGCUUCAUUCUAGGAUGAAGGUGUCAUAAAUUGAUUUUUAUUUCUCUGUAUGUAUGCGAACUAUUUUUACCGAUAAAUGCUCCCGAAUGGCUUUUGGCUUUCGAAUCUUUAUAGAUUUCAAAACAUAUUUUACCGAGCAAAACAUAAAACACAAACCAUCAACAUGUUCGAUGGUCGCUCUUCCUCGUUAUACGGCACAAUCAAUUCACGGUAAAAGCAAACAGAACGGCCAGCAACCGACGAUGGCCUGGCAACCAACAUCUAGCCCAGGUCAUGACUCAGGAAAAACUAACAUCGAGCAUCUCUGCCUGCCAUCGGUUAUCGAUUAUCUGGCCCGGCUUGGCUCGUCCUUCAAAAGUUUACUCGUUUACGGACCAAAAGCGAGAAAAAGCCACACACGAAAUGCGGUGAGCGGAGGGCUUGAGGGGACGUACGGACGGUGGGAAUGUCCCGAAGCGGUGUAGUUUUGCCAGUGCUUGCCGCACACGGCUGGUCCAUCUUUGAUGGACGUAAAAGUGGGUACGUUUGGUAGCUGAUGGUAGAACCUGACAACUUUGCUACCAUAACAACACAACCCAACGGACAGCGUGCCUCAACUACGACCUCAAUUUCUUGGGCCUGGGCAGGAAAGCCAACCAAUGUGUAAGUUGACACAGUCUGAAGCUCGCAGCAGGGAUGAACAGGGAGUGUAUGAACAGUGGAAGGAAAGUAUAUUUUUCACACUCUUGCCAAAAGUAGAGCACGGUUCGAAAGAUUAGGGCAACGGUAAGCGCGUGAAAAACAUGUUUGUCACCUUGCCCAAUAGAUAGAGUCUUACCGCGUUGAAAGGGCUACAGGAAGUGGUGCAAAAAAGAAAGGAGGACAUACACCAGCGAAACAAAGCAUCACGGAUUCGCACGAGUUCCUCUUGCUGGAUGAUUUUAUUUACGGAGUGGCGGCGGUGCGGCAUGCCACCAGCCUGUCCAGGGUCAAGUAGUGGCUUUCAAAUAGCUAAUGCAUUCUUGAAUAAGUACAUCUUCGCUUCCAUGAAUGACAAGAAGCGGCAUUUACAUCGUAAACCACGCCGUCGUCACGCCGGUAUGUCCCGCCUCGUCCAUCGCCGUACCCAGCCCGUGGACAGGCACACGCUACUCAGUUUUCACUAAAGGGGACCACUUGACGCUGGGACACUCGUCGUCAACGAACGUAAUGACACAGCUUAUUUUCAAAUCCGACUUUUUGUGCUCCACAUCCCAUUCAGCUGUCGAGAGGCUUUAAAAAGUUUACCCGUUUUUAAGUCUCCUUUCCAAGGAUCAUGUAGCCUUCAGUUUUACCUAUUUUUUGACAAUACGACAGUUACUCAUUCGUUGAAAACCACACGAGAGUUAUAGCUUCCUCAAAAGUUUUGUAAUGUUUGAGGGGGGGG
Messenger RNA from Anopheles coluzzii, 3582 nucleotides. Its product is annotated as ionotropic receptor 75a. Gene Ontology annotation, molecular function: ligand-gated monoatomic ion channel activity. Gene Ontology annotation, cellular component: membrane. The record is from RefSeq and is a predicted model, not a curated record. The transcript is spliced from 4 exons. Lineage: Eukaryota; Metazoa; Arthropoda; Insecta; Diptera; Culicidae. The coding region runs from base 33 to 1964 and encodes 643 amino acids.